Molecule: messenger RNA, 1911 nt
Organism: Pieris brassicae (large cabbage white)
Lineage: Eukaryota; Metazoa; Arthropoda; Insecta; Lepidoptera; Pieridae
Product: retinol-binding protein pinta-like
Exons: 5
Coding region: 288-1211 (307 amino acids)
Cellular component (GO): membrane
Molecular function (GO): phosphatidylinositol bisphosphate binding
Source: RefSeq, a predicted model, not a curated record
UCCGUUAAUAAAAUAUUACUACUUCUAACGAAUGAAUUUAACGGCCAGACAUAGUGUGAACAGUGUUCACUCUGUCUACUAAGGGAAAAAUAUCGUCAUCAUAUGCUGAUUCAGUAAGAAAAAUAUAUGGUAACCAUUUGCACAUUUACAUCGCGUCAGGCUAGCGGUCAACGUGCUCGUAGGCCAUUUGUUUAUAAAAGUCGUAAAUUUCGUAUCGCUAUCAGUUUUAUCCUUACUCAGUAAGCGUGCAGAACCUUUUUAGAACAGUUGCUUAAGUGACGUGAAAAAUGUCUCUACUCGAAGGACCAUCGAGUAAACAGGAAGAGAUGAUAAAGCAGGAACUUGGGGAGAAUCCCGGUGAUAUUGAGAGGGGCGUUAUAGAUCUCCGAAGUAUGUGUGCUGCCAACCCUCACCUGCCACGACCGGAUGCUAUUGAUAACCACAUAUUCGAAGUAUUUCUCCGCGGGUGCAGGAUGAACUUUGAGCGAGCGAGGAAUAAAUUUGAAGCGUUUUGCUACGCAAGAUGCCGUUACAGAGACCUAUAUAUUCAUCGGUCGCUUAAUGAACCUCCACUCAGCGAUGUCGCAAAGUUCUUGGACAUAGUGCCUCUUCCGAAGCUGACUGAUGAAGGUCUGCGAGUUACAGUCUUUAGAGUACGACCAGGAUACCCUGAAAACGCUGUUGACAUCACAUCGGCUGUAAAGGCAAUCCUACUCAUCUCUGAUUCAAGGCUGUUUGAUGAAAAACUUAUAUUAGGAGAUGCAUUUAUUUGGGAAGCGAGCAACGUCCGUGCUUCAAUGGCGGCAUCUGUAGCGGGUGGUGCGAACGCAAUCCGUCGUAGCAUAUACUUAGCUCAGGGCGCGUAUCCGCAACGUAUGCGCAGAAUACACGUAGUGGGAGCGGCUGGCCUUGUUGCUUCUUCUCUGAACCUUAUGCGGUCUUGUGUCAACGAAAAAGUUCGCAAUCGGUAUUAUCUACACAACAAGAUAGAGGAACUCUUGGACCACUUCCCAGCUCGCAUGUUACCGAUGGAAUGGGGUGGCGAGGAAGAAUCAUUUGACGUGCUUACAAAAAAAUGGCAGCAACGCGUAGAAGAAGUCAGGGACUACCUUCGUAAUUUUAACGAACUUUGCCAAGUUGCGCCUGAACCGAAAUACGACAAUGAUAUCUAUGGAACCGCCGGCGCGUUUAGAAAACUUGAAAUCGACUAAUAUACGUAUUUUGACAUUUACAACACUCGGUAAUUUUUCAUAUCGACCAAAAAAGUAAUAAUAGCGAAGUAUCGGUUUCGUAGAGCGUUAUUUCCGUCAUAAUUACCUAAGUCGAAACAAGCGUGGCUGGUGAUCAUUCGCGCACCACUUUUGGUAUGAAAAAAAUUAAUAUAAUAAUAAAAUUUGCCAGAACCACUGCAGCACUUUAGGUAGGUGUGGUAUAUAUAACGAAAUUAUAGAAUAAACUGCGUUGGUUUGAUAAAAUUUUAUUAAAAGAAAAAAUUUGGGCUUAUAUUUUUUAUAAGUAAUUUUAAUGUAUGUUACUAAUAAUUUAGUUUAAGUUUUGAUCAUAUUUGAUUAGUAAUAGAAAUACUUGAAACAGUUCAUGAAUAUUAAAGUCGAUACCAUAUAGUUAGCUCUACAAAGCCAAUACUGGGAAAUUAAUUUCAAAGGUCAAAGUGCAAUAUUUUUCGCCGUUUAAGUACUGUUAGGUUUAACACAGUGUCGCUAAUUGCUCAGUUUUACUAAAAUAUUAACAAAUCUGGACAGUAUUGAGCUCCUACCGACUUGUGUAUACAAUGCGUCUAAAUACGCACGAAUAAAUAUUAAACGUAAUAGUUGAUAAUUAUAUAUAUUAAUUAGGUUAGGUUAGUAAUUAAAUAGCCUUAAAUAUGUUUGUGCUAUGUUAUUUAAAAAGUAU